Molecule: messenger RNA, 2249 nt
Organism: Penicilliopsis zonata CBS 506.65
Lineage: Eukaryota; Fungi; Ascomycota; Eurotiomycetes; Eurotiales; Aspergillaceae
Exons: 10
Coding region: 466-2124 (552 amino acids)
Biological process (GO): transmembrane transport
Molecular function (GO): transmembrane transporter activity
Source: RefSeq, a predicted model, not a curated record
UCACAGCGCACUUUGGCCUUCGCGCAGGGAUGGCAGGCUGUUGGCCCUCGGCCACUGGCGGCUUCGUCCAUCGGAGUCGGAAUAGAGCAACAAAUACGCUAAAAUUAAUAUAUAACUACCCGUGUGGCGUACGGGCAGUAUUACUUAGCACCCCUUGAAAAAAAAGGGACGCAUUCCGUUCAGAAAAACAUAAGCUGAUGGAUGAAACUGCGGUACCAGAUAGGAGAGAGGAACGGACACGGAGCACCCGUUUCCGACGCUAACGCGAGGAUCAUGGGAGUCUUCUCGAUCUGACCACAUCCUUUUCGCAGCAAUACUAUGUUAUGACAAGCAAUGUCUUAGAACGGAGCACUCGGAGCAUGAAUUUUCAUUAUAUUAAAGUGCCUAUAGGCACAGUAGCUCUCUGUCUCUGGAUCAGAAGAGUUGGAAAACAGCAGCGGAGUCUCAUCGUGAAGUAAAAACAAGAUGCAUACAAACAGUGAUACGCCCUCAGAGACGACAGAAAUCCAGCCGAAUACCACGAGUACCAAUAACAUUGAGGCUACAGAUGGACCAGAUAUUGAAAAGAAUUUGCUAAAGCCUAAUGCUGAUGGCGGGGAUGGAACCCUAUCUGGCGCCAGAUUACUGCUUCUUAGUUUUGCCCUCUGUUUCACCAUCCUGCUCAUCGCCUUGAACGGUUCGAUUGUCUCAACGGCCGUUCCCAAAAUCACCUCCCAGUUUAACUCGAUCGACGACAUCGGCUGGUAUGGCAGUGCGGCUCUUCUCACAAAUUGUGCCUUGAAUCCGCUUACAGGCAAGAUCUAUACGUUCUGUCCUCUGAAGGCCACGUUCUUGGUCUUCCAAUCAAUUUUUAUGCUCGGAUCCCUCCUGAGUGCGGUUGCAGUCUCAUCGAAUAUGUUUAUCGUGGGAAGAGCAGUUCAAGGUAUGGGUGGAGCAGGAUUGUUGAGUGGAGCAUUCACGAUUAUCGCUGCUGCGGUUCCAAGAGAUAAAAAACCGCUUUACGUCGGAAUCGGUAUUGCCAUAUCUUCCAUCGGCUCUGUAAUUGGACCUGUCGUUGGCGGUGCGUUAACCCAGCAUGCCUCAUGGCGUUGGUGUUUCUAUAUCAAUCUUCCCCCUGGCGGCCUUGCAUGCCUCCUUCUCCUCCUCAUGAGGAUUCCCGAGCAGAUCGAGAAGAAACCAGUUACACAGAACUUCAUGCCUCUUCUUCGAGAACUAGAUCUUAUCGGAUUUGCUCUCUUUGCCCCCGCAUGCACCAUGUUCCUUUUAGCUCUCAACUGGGGCGGUUCGACAUACCCCUGGAAGUCUGCUACGGUGAUCGGGCUUUUCUGUGGCUCCUUUGUAAUGGCUUGUAUCUUUGCAGGGUGGCAGUGGCAUAGGGGCGACCGUGCCAUGAUCCCACCGAUUAUCAUCGGUAACAGACUCGUGGCCGCUGGAUGCCUUGUCGCUGGUUUCCAGAUGGGAGCUCUGUUCAUGCUAUCUUACUAUCUCCCGCUCUGGUUUCAGGCUGUUAAAGGAGCUAGCCCUACGAUGAGCGGAGUAAGGACUCUGCCUUCAAUGAUUUCCCAAGCCAUAGGCUCAGUGGUUGCUGGUAAAUUCGUCCAGGUUGUUAAACGCUGCACCCCGUGGGCACUCUUUGGAAGUGCGCUAAGCGCAAUUGGUGCUGGACUGAUGUCUACAUUCUACCCAUGGACUGGCGCCGGGCCUUGGAUUGGCUAUCAGAUACUGACAGGCGCUGGCCGGGGAUCCGUAAUGCAAAUGCCCCUCACAGCUGUACAGUCCUUCCUCCCAGCCAACCAGGUUGCCAUUGCUACAUCUUCAAUCUUUUUUACUCAGUAUUUUGGCGGGACCGUUUUUCUCUCUGUUGCGGAGACAAUCAUGGACAAUUCGCUUCCUUCUGCUCUGCACAAGUAUGCUCCGAAUGCCAAUGUCGAGGCCAUUGUUGCGGCUGGAGCUACUGCAUUCCGAACGGUUACAGAUAAGGCAGAUCUUCCUGGUGUGCUACUUGCAUUCAAUCUUGCAAUUACUCGAACCUUUUACCUUGCCGCAGCUGGCGGUUGUAUUGCUUUCGUUUCGAGCUUUGGUAUGGGAUGGCAGAAGAUCGAGAAUUCACCGAAGAAGCAAUAAAACCAGUCGUAGAAAGGUGAAGGCUGUCCUUGGGAUUCUAUAUAUCAUCUGGCUAAUUUAUUGCAUACCCUCUUUAUGAUUAGAUUUCUUAGAGUCAUAACAUAUUUUCCUAAUUUGCAAAAUUA